CCUCGGUGUGAACGGGCCUAUACAUUAUUACAAACUACAGUCACGAAGAUGUAUUUGAUAAUGGACUACAAAUCCUACGCGCCCCCGUUUCCAGGAAGUAAUUCCCGUUGCUAUGCAAACUUGCUGUCGAGUGAGACAGGAGACGAAUGCUUACACACCGAAUAUCACAUUGUUUAGGCUGAAAAGGGUAGGCAAAACAAAGGUUACAAAUGUCGAGUGAAGCAUCGCUAAUGAAGAGACCUGGCACAGCUCGCUCCACUGUGACUGAGUUCAGUGGAUCUGGUGUAUUAAACCCCACACCUGCUGCUGACCCCGAGCCCUCUGACCUGAUGAUGGAUCAACGGUGUCUUUUACCAGAAAAGUUGAAAAUCCUGUCUGGAUCAGACAAUUUACAAGAAGUGAAGUCACUAGAGAUGUGUGUUGACACCCGACAGGUCACUCUAGACAACUUUGGAAUCUACUUGCCCAAACUUACACAGCUGAAAAUGAACAACAGUUUGAUCUCAUCUGUGCGGGAUCUCGGAACCAGCCUUUCCCACCUGCAGGUCUUAUGGCUGGCUCGAUGCGGUCUGCCUGACCUGGAGGGAAUUUCUGCUCUUUCUUCCUUAAAGGAGCUGUAUGUGGCAUAUAACAGCAUAUCAGACCUGAGUCCGGUCAGUAUGCUGGAACACCUGGAGCUGUUGGACCUGGAGGGGAAUGAUGUUGAUGAUCUGGCUCAGUUGUGGUAUUUAGGCUGUUGUGGGAAGAUCAGAAUGCUUUCACUGGAAGGAAACCCUGUGUGCACCUGCCCCAGUCCAGGCAUGUCAGAGUUAUUAGACUACAGCUACAGGUCUGCGGUCCGUGAGCUGAUCCCUCAGUUGAGUGUCCUCGAUGACGUACCUGUUGAAGAGGACAAACCUCAAUGCUGUAGAACUUCACUGCAGGAUUGGACUCUUCUGAAAGAAUCAAUCAAAGAUAGUUCAGUUAAUGACAGCCUGGAGCACACAAAUACAGAUACAGAAGAGAGAUCUGUCAGUGUGUGCGGCAUCAGACCUGCUUCAGCCCGGCCUCUUGAUCUGAGAAUCUCCUCCAAGAGUCUCUCCAGCAGUCCAGGCAGUGCCAGACCUUUCACUUCCUGCACCAGGCCAAGAACAGGGUUGACCGACUCCGACAUCGCCAUCUUGAAACACAGGGCCAGUGACCUAACAAACGGUUUUGUUCUCUGUGGGAAUCCACUACAGGCUGUUCGAGCACAAAGACAGAAAAUAAAGCUCCAAAACUCUCAUUCUCAAACCCGACCCAGCACACGGCUCAGCAGUUACGUUCCUGAACACACAUAUGACUAUGAAGAGUCAAGCAGUGAGGACCGCAGCAAUGUUUUUGCUGAGCUCAGAAGCAGGCGAAUUGAGCACAAGAAACAUCUGUUGGCUAUUGAGAAGGACCGGCAGCCGCAGGUGAUGAAAAUCCACCACAGUGAUGAUGAGUGUGAUGAUGAAGGCAACCACAGUCAUAGUUUCAGCAGUGAUGACGUCACUAAAGACAGAAACACAAGCUCCCCUGAUUCAUCCUUUCAAUCUCCCUCACCAGAAUCUCCAGAGAUGUUGAGAUUAACCUCUUCUUCAGACUGCUCCAUGUCUCCCUCACCUCCGCCUAACUCAGCAGCUCCCCCUGCCGGCCGGAGGAUAAUGCAGAUCCGCACUAGGAGACUCAGACCUCAUUAUGCUGAUAUCAGUAAACCAGAGGAGACUCCUGGGACUGUUCUCAGAAACUUGUGUCCCCAGAGUAUUAUGACUGUAUCAUCUCAGACUGAAAUAUUUCACAAACCUCAUAGACCCUUUGUUAGUCCUGCGGUCUCCCCUCUUGGAGCGCAAGGGUCAGAGGAUACUGGAAAUCAUCAAUACUCGGACAUCCAGCACAAACCAAUAACACUCUCUGAGAAACUGACACCCAGACGUCCACAAACAGCCAGAGCUGUACUGCAGAGGCUUCCAGACCAAAACCGAAGAAACGCCCAUCUGGAAUGAUGGACUGUGGGUCAGAUUAGGUCAUACGUCUUCUCACUUCAGGUUUACAGGGUUUCAGAACCACUGUAAAGUCUGCUGAAGUUGUCACUUACAUUGCUGAAUCAUUAGGGGGCGCCAUCUCCAUUAUGAUAAAUGCUUGUUUUUCUCUGCUUUAGUUUAGAUGUAUUCCAUUACAGGAGAGAGUCUUGGUCCAGAUAUUAUGUGAACACUAAUACAGAGAAAUAAUACUCUAAGUGUCCCAUUGAGACAUUAUAUUUGACGUUAAUGUCAAAUGACUCAUGCUUCAAAACUGUUUUCCUGUCAUAGAUCUCCAGCAGCGCAGCAUCCCUAUCUGUCAGAUUCUUGACAUGUCUGGUCUUGCAGGUACAGUGUGUGCAGACGCAGGUGCAAGACUGUUACUCCACAUGUCUCUGAAAUAUUUUCCACAGAUGACAAGUCAGAUAACAGAGUGUUCUGAGAAGCCACAUAUAAUUAAUCUGUCGAUAAUUUCUACAGGGUCCAAGCAUUUGGGCAGUAUUUAGGUUUUUUAGUAUUUUUAACAAUGUACAGUACAUCCAGAUAUAUAUCUCAAUGAUAAAAUAACAAAAUACAAUACACAUAAAACGACUAAAAUACAGUAAGAAAUUUUGUUGGAGGGUUACAGUUGAACAUCAAAUACUGUUUGUUAAUAAAGGCGAAUGGAGAAGGAAAAACAA
Molecule: messenger RNA, 2698 nt
Organism: Ctenopharyngodon idella (grass carp)
Lineage: Eukaryota; Metazoa; Chordata; Actinopteri; Cypriniformes; Xenocyprididae
Gene: lrrc56
Product: leucine rich repeat containing 56
Molecular function (GO): protein binding
Source: RefSeq, a predicted model, not a curated record